Chilo suppressalis (striped riceborer) is the source of this 1604-nucleotide messenger RNA. The record is from the annotation of a GenBank genome assembly. Lineage: Eukaryota; Metazoa; Arthropoda; Insecta; Lepidoptera; Crambidae.
CCACAGAACAGAAAGGUAGUUCUAAAAACAUAACAUAUCAAAGUAAAAACUUUUUUAAGCUCUAAAUAAAAUGACAAAAUACGUCAAAUGCACAAAAAUAAAUCUUAACUUGAUGAAGUCAAUGUGACAGCAACAAAUAAUGUCAGCUAAAUUAUUAAUUCAUAAAUUUGAAACGGGCUUUAAUUUCAAAUCUUUGCAAAUCAGUAUAGAUGAUGAAAAUGAUUCCAGUGAUACUAAAUUUAGUGAAUGGGCAGAUGGAAGGAGUUUUCCAAAAAAGAAAGAAAGUGAAAAGUUACCUCGUUUGGUUGUCAAAAUAGUAUCAGGGAUUGAGACAAGUAAUUUCAAUCUCGAUUCAUGUGCAAAACUAAUUAAUAACUCAGAAUUUGCUCCAUAUCUAGAUUCUACUAACAAUGUCAAAAAUAAUUUUGAAAUACAACAACUUAUUAAAUUUUAUGGCAAUGAACAAUUAAAUUAUUCGCAAAAAUAUUAUUCAAAUAAUGAUGAGCAAUCAUCUUUAAACAACAAUGAUGGAAAAAAUAUUUUAAAUGAGACUCUACAUGACACAAUGAGCCCUUUGGAGUACAGUUUAGAAAAAGUAAAAGAAAAUAAUGCACGGAUUAUGGAAAAUAUAAACAUGCUUAAUUUGACCUUAAAUUAUACUAAAAAGAAAGAAACAUUGGAUACUAUUUGUCCAAAAUCAACACAGUCCUUUCCUUGUGAUAUAUGUGGAAAAUGUUUUGUUUAUGAAACUGGGCUAAAAAGACAUUAUUCGAUAAGACACUCUAUAAUGGAAUCUUUGCCUCGUUGGCAGAUUGUUUGGACAUGCAUUGAGUGUUUUCAAGUAUGGCCUCAAGAUGAACUAGCUUUAAAGCAUUCAAGUCAAUGCUGCAGAUCAGAUACCACACAUUGUAUCCAAGAAAUAAAAACGUCAUCAUUGCUUCAAUGUGAAUUCUGUGAAAAAGUCUAUACUAGUAUUCCCAGAUUACUAAAACAUGCUAAAAUGCAUACAACAGAGAAUAACUAUGAAUGUAAUGCUUGUGACAUAACAUUUACAUCAUACAAGGCUGCUGAAGAGCAUUGGCUGCUGUGUCCAUGGUUAAAAACUUGUUACAGUUUCUCUUUACCAAAACUUUUGCUAUGCAAUGCAUGUGAUCGAAAAUUUAGAAAUUAUGAACAACUCUAUAAUCAUCGGUAUAAAAUAGGUCAUUUCAUGGCUAAGUAUAGUAACAAAUCUAUGGGAGCAAAUCUUUACCAAUGUGAGUUAUGCGGAAAAUGUUCAACUUCUACAUCUAUGCUGCAAGUACAUAGGCAACAGAGUCAUCCUUGCCAUAGUGUACCUUCUUACGAUAUGACCAAUAAUGGAUUUCAAAGUAACUACUUCACUGAAUUUAACUAUGAAAAUUACAUUAAUAAACAAAUUUAGAAUAAUGUAGAUUAAAAAUUAUUUAAUAAAUAAUUCUUGUGAUCUCUGUUUUCAUUCUGUAUAGAGAAUGACAAGGAUACAUUGUUGUCAAGUUUAGGUUUAGAUAAUAAAAAGAAAAGAUUUCAUGAAGUUGGUAAUAAUGAUUGAAUGCACUUACCUUAUCAGUGGGGGACAUAACUAG